AUGAGCGGCGGCCGGCGGAAGGAGGAGCCGCAGCAGCAGACGUCGCACUCGCAGCAGCACCCGGUGGCCAACGGCGGCGGCGGCGUCCUGCGGGGCUCGCUGUGGGGCAAGGCGCUGCGGAGCGACUCCGCCUGGGAGGACAAGGAUGAGUUUCUAGAUGUGAUUUAUUGGUUCCGGCAGAUCAUUGCUGUUAUUUUGGGAGUGAUCUGGGGCAUUGUUCCGCUAAAGGGAUUUAUAGGCAUAGCAAUAUUCUGCCUCAUAAAUGCCGGUGUCCUGUACCUCUAUUUUAGUAGCUUCCAACAGAUAGAUGAAGAGGAGUAUGGAGGAACAUGGGAACUAACAAAGGAAGGGUUCAUGACGUCUUUUGCAUUGUUUUUGGUUGUCUGGAUAAUCUUCUACACUGCCAUCCAUUAUGAUUGACAAAAUAAGCCAAAUCAGUUGUCACAAGAGAUCAAAGAACACUUUAAGGAGCAGCCUCUGAUGGACUGGUGGGGGGAGGUAAAAUAAGCCUACUUUUAUACCCAAGGUCCGAGGAGAUGGGACAAGCUUCAUGGCUUCUGAGAAGAGAAAUUGAGUCUGUGUUGAUCAUUUCUUUUUUUAAAAGUGUUGCUUUUCUGGAACUUAAAAAAGCCAUCACAAUAUUAAACAGUUCAAGACUGUUCAACCUUUGAAUCCUUUCUGUGACCUUAUCCACUGCAGUGACAACCAACCUCUCUUUGCUAAAGGGUGACCCUAGUAAUUAACUUAUGCCCACAAUGUUGCCCUCUCCCAAAUGAGAUCUGUUGAAUUUGUGAC
Messenger RNA from Euleptes europaea (tarantolino), 795 nucleotides. RefSeq names its product RAB5 interacting factor (gene RAB5IF). Gene Ontology annotation, biological process: mitochondrial respirasome assembly. The coding region runs from base 1 to 420 and encodes 139 amino acids. NCBI's taxonomy places the organism in Eukaryota, Metazoa, Chordata, Lepidosauria, Squamata, Sphaerodactylidae. The transcript has 4 exons. The record is from RefSeq and is a predicted model, not a curated record.